Molecule: messenger RNA, 1596 nt
Organism: Penicillium macrosclerotiorum
Lineage: Eukaryota; Fungi; Ascomycota; Eurotiomycetes; Eurotiales; Aspergillaceae
Exons: 6
Coding region: 1-1596 (531 amino acids)
Molecular function (GO): oxidoreductase activity
Source: RefSeq, a predicted model, not a curated record
AUGUUUUUGAAGAAAGAAUUGCUGGCGGCAGCACUUGCCGUACAAACCUGCGCCGGCGCAGUGUCGAAGGUGCGCGAUGAGAACGCGCAAUGCACCAAAACUACGGUCGCGAUUCUAGGAGGGGGAAUGGCCGGUGUCGCGGCAGCUCAAGCUCUCUCGAACUCGUCCAUCAACGACUUCGUGAUCAUCGAGUACCGUGAUACACUGGGAGGUCGCGUUGCCCAUACCAAAUUUGGAAAGGAUGCCAAUGGCAAGCCCUAUACUGUGGAGCUCGGCGCCAACUGGGUGCAAGGCCUUGGCUCACCAGGGGGUCCUGAGAAUCCCAUUUGGACCUUUGCCAAGAAGUGGGGUGUAAAAAACACCUAUUCCGACUACAGCUCGAUUCUCACCUACAAUGAGACCGGCUAUGUGGACUACUCCUCCUUGCUGGAUGAGUUCGAGGACCUCUACGACGAUGCGGCCGAGGCGGCCGGAGUCCUCUUGACGCAGAACGGACAGGACCAAACGGCUCGUUCAGGCCUGGCAUUGGCCGGGUGGCGGCCCAAGGUCGAUGAUAUGGCGAGACAGGCCGUUGAAUGGUGGGAGUGGGAUUGGGAGGAUGCAUACUCCCCCGAUGAAAGCUCCUUCAUAUUUGGAGCUGCUGGCUCGAAUCUGACGUUUAACCAGUUCAGCGAUGCAAACAACUACGUCUGGGACCAACGCGGCUACAAUCGGAUCAUUCUCAAGGAGGCCUCGACCUUCCUGAAGGACAAUGACCACCGAGUCCAGCUCAACUCGAUCAUCACCAAUGUCACCUACUCUGAGGAUGGCGUUACUAUCUACAAAGAAGACGGCAGCUGUGUGACAGCCGCAUACGCAGUCUGUACCUUCUCCCUGGGGGUCCUCCAAAAUAACGCUGUCUCCUUCAGCCCCAAGUUCCCUGACUGGAAGCGAACUGCGAUCGAGAAGUUCAGCAUGGGGACCUACACCAAGAUCUUCCUGCAGUUCAAUGAGACUUUCUGGCCUGAGGACACCCAGUACUUCCUGUACGCCGACCCAACCACCCGUGGCUACUACCCGGUCUGGCAGUCAUUGUCCACUCCGGGCUUUAUCCCCGGCUCCAACAUCAUAUUCGUGACUGUAGUAUCUGAAGAGGCCUACCGCGUCGAACGCCAAUCCGACGAGCAGACCAAGCAACAGGUCCUAGCCGUCCUGCGCCAAAUGUACCCGAACAUCGACAUCCCCGAGCCUACGGCCUUCAUGUACCCCCGGUGGACGAUGACACCCUGGGCGCAUGGCAGCUACUCGAACUGGCCGCCAUCGACGACGCUCGAGAUGCACGAGAAUCUGCGUGCGAAUGUAAACCGACUCUGGUUUGCGGGCGAGGCCACGAGUGCCGAGUACUUUGGCUUCCUGCACGGCGCGUGGUUCGAGGGCCGCGAUGCAGGCCUGCAAAUUGCGGCGCUACUGCAGGAUAAGUGCGUAAACAUUUCAAGCACGGCCGAGGACUGCGGUAAUCGGCGGUACUAUGAAAGGCUGUACGGAUCGUCUCCGUUGGCGGAUUAUAGCGUUUUUGACGGAUGGUCUGUCAGUAGCUUCUACUCAAGUAGUGACUGA